This is a messenger RNA of Ochlerotatus camptorhynchus, 3347 nucleotides long. It is a transcript of the gene Snx27, whose product is annotated as sorting nexin 27. The transcript has 5 exons. NCBI's taxonomy places the organism in Eukaryota, Metazoa, Arthropoda, Insecta, Diptera, Culicidae. The coding region runs from base 569 to 2086 and encodes 505 amino acids. Gene Ontology annotation, molecular function: phosphatidylinositol-3-phosphate binding; protein binding. Gene Ontology annotation, biological process: intracellular protein transport; endocytic recycling; signal transduction. Gene Ontology annotation, cellular component: early endosome. The record is from RefSeq and is a predicted model, not a curated record.
CGAUAAUUUUUUCGGGCAGUCCAUUCGCCACCAUCGGAAGCAAGAGAGCCCCGGUAGGGACAACCGUCGUGAAGUGCUUCAGGAGGAUUCCUGUUCCUGUUCGGUUACGGGUCGGUUGAAGUGCAUGGAGCAGCUGGAGUUUUUUAAUUCAAAAUUUGCUACACAGUGUUCCGCUUCCGCAGCUGCUGCAGUUUGAUUCAUAAAAAAAAAAUCUUGAAGAAUAAGCUGCCAGGGAUUCUGCAUCCUGGAAGAAAGUGUCUAUGUGUGAAUAGGGGAUUUUGUGUGUGUGCCGUACAACUUCUUCGCAUUACUGAUGGUCGGAAUCGACUUGGAAAAGGUGCGAGGAGAAAGGAAGAAAAAAUCGCCAAUCAAUAACGGCGAAGAGUGAAGAAAAAGUUACCCGUUCGAUGUGCGGAGCUCCCCUUUCUGGAGCGUGAGAGUGAUUUAGUGUGUUGCAAAUUUUACUAGAGAAAAAGUUGAAUUUGAGUUUCGGAGAAAAAAAUCUUAAUCAGUGCUUGUGUGAAGUGCUAAGGGGAAAAAAAAACCUGAUUGGCAUUUAGGAUAUAGUAUGGCCACCACCGGACCGGGUGUCACAACUCGAAACGGCAUCAGGGAUGCGAAUGGGCCCCGAGUGGUGACGAUCCACAAGACGGAAACGGGCUUCGGAUUCAAUGUCCGCGGCCAGGUUAGCGAGGGUGGCCAGCUGCGGUCGAUCAAUGGUGAGCUGUACGCUCCGCUGCAGCACGUCAGUGCCGUAUUGGAUAAUGGAGCGGCCGAGCUGGCCGGUAUCAAGAAGGGUGACCGAAUUCUGGAAGUAAAUCACGUCAACGUCGAGGGUGCGACUCACAAACAGGUGGUUGAUCUCAUCAAAUCUGGAGGAGAUACGUUAACAUUGACGGUGAUAUCGGUGACUCAACAGGAAGCCGAACGUCUUGAACCAACGGAUGAUCCCGGUGGAUACUCUUACAUCGACUACUCGGAAAAACGCAGCCUACCGAUCAGCAUUCCCGACUACAACAUCAUACACCGGGGUAACGAGCGCUUUGUUGUGUUCAACAUUCACAUGGCAGGGCGGCAGUUGUGCUCCCGCCGGUAUCGAGAGUUUUCCAACCUACACCAAGUUCUCAAGAAGGAAUUCACCGGCUUCAAUUUUCCCAAGCUGCCCGGCAAGUGGCCUUUCCAGCUGAGCGAACAGCAACUGGACGCUCGGCGGCGUGGCUUGGAGCAGUAUCUGGAAAAAGUAUGUGCCGUACGGGUGAUUGCCGAAAGCGAUGCGGUGCAGGAGUUUCUCACCGAUUCGGAGGACGACAUCGCGGCCUCCCCGGUGGACAUCAAGAUUAUGUUACCGGACCACAGUGUUGUGACCGUAUCGGUACGCAAAUCGGCCAACGCACAGCUGGUCUGGGAACAAUUGGUACAACGAGCGAGUUUGACCUCGUACACACAGCAAUAUUUUUACCUGUUUGAGAUUGUCGAGUAUAACUUCGAGCGGAAGCUGCAACCGCACGAGAUUCCCCAUCAGCUGUACGUGCAGAACUACAGUACGGCCUCGAGCACCUGCCUGUGCGUGCGCCGGUGGCUGUUUUCGAUCGAGCGGGAAAUGACGCUGCCCACCGGGGAGCAAGCUGCCAAGUACAUUUUCUACCAGGCCGUGGACGAAGUGAACCGGGGUAACAUCCGCGCCGACGGGCGCCUGUACGAGCUCAAAGCCCUACAGGAUUCGAAGAAAGCGGACGAGUAUCUCUCGCUGGCGCGGACCCUUCCCGGCUACGGUGACCUAGUGUUUCCACAUUGCGCUUGCGACAGUCGCAAGGAAGGCCAUGUCGUGCCGGCUGUUGGUAUGAAAAGCUUCCGGUUGCACGCUUGCCGCGAGGACGGUGCCCUCGAAGCACAGACCGUCGAACUGCAGUGGAACACGAUUUCGCGCUGGGAGAGCGACGAAGAAUCGAUGGCAUUCUGCUUCCAGUACAGUAGAUCUGACAAACCACCACGAUGGGUGAAGGUAUUCACGCCAUAUCAUGCGUUCCUGGCCGAUUGUUUUGAUAGGAUAAUGGAAGAACGAUCCUGGGAUGACACCGGGGAGUAAUCUACUUGACAGGUGGUAUCCAAUUGUGUAGCUCCACCAGACAAACCGAUGAAUGGAGCGCAAUAGUAUAGCAAUUAGACAAAUUAUAUCUCUUAAUAUAAUUUAUUUGUAAAAUGAUGAGAAGGUCCUCUAGACAAAACGAGAACAAUUCAGUAACAUCGUGCAGGACGUAAAAAAUGGUGAAUAAAAACUGGCGGCAUUUUCUGUUACACUAAGAUUGAUUUAAUGCUAUCUGAAUUGGAUGUCAAGAGCACAGAUUACGUUUUUUUGCCAAAACUUUUUCAGAAAAAGUAAAGUUAUCAAGUGUCCGAAUGGUUUUGCCAAUUAACUAACACAUAUUAUUUUAAAAUAUUUGCGUCCCAACGAGGAAAGUAUAUGUGAUUUUAUCAAUCAAAAAGUAUCCAUAUUAGUUCAUUUUUAGUUAAGAUUCAUGUGAUUAUUAGUUCGUGUAAGAUAAUCGAAAUUUUACUAAGAUAAGUUUGUAAUCUAUGCAAAAUUGUCCAUCCGGUUGUAGAGUAGAUGGUACUUAUUUUAGUCCAGUUAUACCCACCCAUCGACAUAUUUGUUUUUAUUCUACUACUAACAACUGCUCAAGUUGCAGUCUGCCGCUAAAAAAAAAGUAUUGAAGCUUAAUCUAUCAACAGUAGCUUAAACUCACGGAAAACGGUGAAUGUUUGUUGAAGUAACAAUCAAAUCAUUUCCUCUUCAACACGAUUUGGAAGGCAUUUUCUUCUGUUAGGUCUUGGGACCCGAACCGUGUUUAGAUAUAGUAAGCACUCUCGAUCGCAUUUAUCUAAUAUUUUAGAAAAAGAUAAUCUCGAAGGAGACAAUGGGCUGAUUGUUACUUUCGAACCCGAACUCAUCUCUAUCGCAAACGGUUGUUCGAUCAAUUUAAUUAGAACUCCAUACAUUUCUUCGCAUUAUUUUACUACAACAUUCCAUCUUUUGCAAAACUGUAGAGCAGUCUCGUUUUGUUUCUUUCCUUUGGUCAAAGCUCAUUGGAUGCUGUUUGAUCCAAAGUUGCCGAGAUUCUAACCUCACCGACUAGCGCGAAUCAACCUAUUUCGUAGCUUUAACAUACAAAUUAGUAACUCCAAACAAAGUGGUAGUUUUCGGUGUAGCAACAUGUGUAAAUUAGGCGCAUAAAUAUCAAUACGAACAAGCUUUAAGCAGUUGAAUCUUUUCCGAUUUGAUGAGUAGACAUCAGAUGAUUGUGAUUUCAAUUGUUUUACUUAAACCAGGCCAUCGUUUGUUCUGAAAA